This is a messenger RNA of Chelonus insularis, 2448 nucleotides long. RefSeq names its product abhydrolase domain-containing protein 2 (gene Hydr2). The record is from RefSeq and is a predicted model, not a curated record. Bases 611 to 1813 code for a protein of 400 amino acids. Gene Ontology annotation, biological process: sperm capacitation; steroid hormone receptor signaling pathway; acylglycerol catabolic process. The transcript has 7 exons. Gene Ontology annotation, molecular function: acetylesterase activity; monoacylglycerol lipase activity. NCBI's taxonomy places the organism in Eukaryota, Metazoa, Arthropoda, Insecta, Hymenoptera, Braconidae. Gene Ontology annotation, cellular component: sperm plasma membrane; sperm flagellum.
GAUUUGACUUACAUAUAUAAUCGAUCAACUCACAACGUUAAAACAAUUCAACUCGAGCACAGAGCUAACACAUAUUGAUUAAAGUUUGCCGGGAUAAUAUAUAUUUUAAUUUUUGUUAAAUAACAUACAAAUUUACGACUUAAUAACGGUACAUUUAGGUGUACUCAAAAAUCUAGUCAAAGUAUCUUUCAAUUUAAGCGCUUUUAAACGAUAAAAAACAUUAGUAAAUUAGUGUUCCGUACAUGAAUAACCUGUACAAUAUCCAUCGUCUAUGGAUGUACAUUCUAGAACAUGAGAUUAUCUUAAUCGAUUGAUGAAUUAUCAGUAGAAAAUAUUUAUAUAGUGAAUCGAUAUAGUAUUUCGAAUACAAUUACUACACAAACUUGACCCAUAAAGUAAUUAAAAAUAUAAACUUUUACAAAAAUAUAAAUAUAUAAUGAAUAAUAUAGUGAUAACAAAUAUUACACAUAAUUGUUAAUAUUUAUGUAUGUGUAGAAAUACGACAUAAGGGAAAUGGUUUAUUAGUCAUAUUCUUCAUUCGACAAGCUUUUAGCUCUAAAAUUGAUAAUUGAUAUUAUUUAGUCAAUACGAAAGCAAAAUUAUACAUAAAAUGUCAACAGCGUUAUUAGCUGUUGUGGCUGUGAUACUCUGUAUCCUAUUUAGAAUAUUAAAUGUCAGCAGUGCACCUCAAAAACCGGUAUUAGUAUGCCAAGAUGUUGCUUUUUUAUCAACAAUUCUUAAAAUUGCUCCAGUUAUUGCUGAACCUUAUAAGCCAACCAGAUUAUGGGGAUUCAGUGGACAUGUACAAACUAUUGUACACAGCAUAAUUGGUCGCGUACGGUGUCCAUGGCCAAUUGGAGAUCGAAUUUAUAUGAGUUUGACUGAUGGAACAACUUUGACUUAUGAUUUAUACCAACCAUUGAGCAAUGGUUAUGAAGAUGAUGUAACUGUUGCUAUUGCUCCGGGAAUUGGAAACAGCUCAGAGAGUGUUUAUAUUAGAACAUUUGUACAUUUUGCACAAUGCCAUGGAUACAGAUGUGCAGUAUUAAACCACGUUGGUGCACUUUCAAGUGUUAAAGUUACUGCUCCUAGAAUAUUUUCUUAUGGAAAUACAGAUGAUUAUCACGUUAUGCUGUUGAGCUUGCUCGACAAACAUCCCAGUACAAAAAUAGUUUGUGUUGGAUUCAGCUUGGGUGGAAAUCUUGUAACUAAAUACUUAGGUGAACAACGAACAAUAUCUAAACCUUCCUGUAUUAUUGGUGGUAUUUCUAUCUGUCAAGGCUAUGAUGCAAUUGAAGGAACGAAAUAUUUACUCAAUUGGCAGAAUUUCCGUCGUUUUUAUCUUUAUAUAAUGACAGAAUCUGUAAAAAAUAUUAUUCUUAAACAUAAAAAUGUCUUGCUUUCGGAUGAUGUGAAACAAAAGUAUAACUUGAAUGAAAGGGAAAUUAUUUCUGCAGCUACACUACCAGAAUUAGAUGAAGCCUAUACACGAAGAGUGCACAAUUUUAGAUCCGUGACAGAAUUGUAUAAAUGGAGUAGCUCUAUUAAUUAUUUACAUAAUAUUAAAACACCAAUUGUAUUUAUCAAUGCAUUUGAUGAUCCAAUUGUUCCUGAAGUAUUAUUAGAACCUAUAAAAAAAUAUACUGCAAGUCAUAGCAAUACUUUAUAUAUACAAGUAGCUCAUGGCGGUCAUCUUGGCUUUUAUGAAGGUGGACUGCUAUAUCCUAAUCCCAUAACUUGGCUAGAUCGUACCUUAGUUUCUCUAAUUGGAUCUUUGACUUUGGUAUACUCGGAUCGAAUAAAAGUAUCAUAAAUUUGCUUUCAGUUUACGUACAUCAUAGAUUAAAUAAUAAUUAAAUCGUAAUUGCUAGUUAUAGUCAUAAAGCUAAAUGCUUAAAUCUACUUUUUAUAUAAUUUUUUAAUAAUAAGAAUCACUUUUUUGAACCCUUUGAGGUCAUACAUAAAAGCACUUGAUUCAAAGUUCACUUAUGCACAAAAAGUUUAUUGAAACUUUCGAUUAUUAAAUCUCAGGUUCUAAUUAUCAUAAUUUAUUUAUUUAUUUUUUUUCAAUAAAACUUUGAGAUCUUAUCAAGAGGAAUGUCGGUCAAAAUUGAAAAAAAUGUUUAAAGAACCAAUUUCUUUCGAUAAUUGAUAUUUUUAUCAAUGUUUGGCAAAAAAUAUCUGAUUGAUAGCGUCAUUAAUUCGAAGAAUAAAAUUAUUGAGUACUAUAAUCAUGAAUAAUUUCGUGAAUAAAAUGAUUCUGUGAAUUUAUGAUUAUUCAUCAAUGAAUAUUCUGAUUUUUUAAAUUAUCAGUUACAGUAUUAAUUUACAAUUUUACUCAACGAAAGAGUCGUGUGUGACCUCAAAGAUUACAAUUAUUUUAACACCGCAUUUUGCAAAUAAAACAAUUUUGAUCAAAUCAUAUUUUGUAGAGAUGUAAGUACAAAA